CAUUUCUCGAGGAAAUCUCGACGCGUUAAUUUUUUCCUGGAACUUAUUUAACCACAGCUUUACUUGGGUUUUCACUCUUCUGUUUCGAUCGAAUGGAAACUCGGGACGAUUUUACAGCCCGUGAAAAUGUCGUAAAUCCUGAUGAAGAUAUCACGGAUGAACCCGUAACUCAAAGAAACCUCGAAAAUAGGAGCGAAUCAGGAAAUGGAUCAUUUCGCCCGCAAGUUCUGGGAUCCCUGCACCAUGUCGCGACAGGGAUUUAUGCCGGUUUUUGCGGCGAAUACACGAGUGUCGCCAUUCCAUCCUUUCUUGCCGAUCCAAGAGCGCAAAAAUUGGCGCAGAGCGAAGUUGCAGCAAUCGUUAGCACGUAUUACGCCGGAUUGAUCGUUGGUUACUUUUUCGGGGCUUUUGUCGCGGAGAAGUUCUCGAAACGCGUUUUCCUAUUGGCGACUUUCUUGCCAAUGGCUGCCGCUUGGCUGCCAUUUUGCUUCGUGACGAAUCUUCCUUUAAUGAUCAUCGCCAGAUUAUCUCAAGGGACAAUUUUGGGUGCGAGGACAAACGUGAGCCACGCAUUUGUAUUGGAAAUCACGGACGAACGGAGCCGGAACUGGGCGAUUUCCUCCUUGGCCUUGGCCGUCAGCGUUGGAACCCUGGUUACCUCUUUGCUAGGUGGCUGGUUGCGCUGGGACCACAUCGGGAUGAUAGCCUCCGUGUCUAACCUGUUGUUUUUGCCAUUUGUGGCCCGGGUUCCGGAUUCGGCCCUUCACUGGUUACGAGUGGGCGACGAACGAAAGGCUCGGAACAGCCUGCUCUACUAUCACCCUCAAGCCAAAAAUGUUGAGGGGGACUUGGAGGACCUCAAGUCUUACCUGACAAUUGGAGGCAUGGACUUUUCAUGGAAAAGAAUCCAUCAGAGAAAAUACGCUUGGCCGCUUUUCAAAGCUGUCCUGUUUCACGUAUUCAAACCUUGGGCAGGCUACACAAUCGUCGUUAGUUAUGCCCUAGAGAUAUUUGACAAGAUGCAUCUCAACAAACUCAUUCAUCCAAGCACAGGGAACAUAAUCGCUCAGGCCUCCGACUUCGUAGCCCAGUUUGCAUCAACGUUCAUUGUCGGAAUAGUGAGCAGGCGUCUGCAAAUGGGCCUCAGCGCCCUUGUGAUGGCUGCGACCCACGGGCUCAACGGAAUUUACGUGUUCGCUGUUACGAAGGAUUUCGAGACUCACGGGAAAAUAAACGAUGCAUUCUUGAAGAAUCUGACGUACUGGUGGCCCUACACAGGCUUGAGCUUGUGGUUGGCUUGCUACAGCAUCGGUUUGGCUAAUGUUGUGCAUUUGGCGAUUGCAGAAAUGCUGCCUAGCAAGGUGUCAAAUUUUGGAGUAGCCUUGUGCUUCGUAGUUAUGACGUCGAACCAAUUCCUAGUGACGAACACAUUCUAUCUGAUCACAAAUACCGUGGGAUACUACGGGCUUUUAUGGAUCUUCGCUUCUUCUUGCACGUUUCUCGCCUUAUUCUCGUUCUUCAUGAUUGGAGAAACAGCUAACAAAACUUUGUUGGAACUCGAAUCGGAGCACAACAAACCAACCGCAAAAAAUUGA
Messenger RNA from Notodromas monacha, 1595 nucleotides. The record is from the annotation of a GenBank genome assembly. Lineage: Eukaryota; Metazoa; Arthropoda; Ostracoda; Podocopida; Cyprididae.